GACGGCUCCCUCGCACAUCCUUAUCGUUUCUCCCUCCCUUGCGCUGCUGGCCCAGCGCCGCCGAACCCCAAGCUCCUGCUCCGGGACCGGGAGCAAUGCGAGGCUCCCGGCCGGGCGGGGCCGCUCCGGCGUCCUUGGCCCGGAGCUCCAGCUGCGGCUUCCACGCCAUGAUCUGGCCGGCGACAGCGAAUAAUCCGAGUCGGAUCGGCCUCUCCUCCGUCCGAGCAGCCCGGCGGCGGCUGUCCCGCGCCGGCGACAGGGCCACGGGAGGAGUCUGCUACGCGAGCCAGGCGGUCGAGCUGCUGCCGGCCCUGUGCCCCGAGAUCGUCGUCCGGGACGCGCGGCUCGAGGACUGCUGGGAAGUGGCCGACACCCACUGCGGCUCGUUCUUUCCCGGCUACAAGUUCCCGCUGGACCUCGUCCUGCGGAUCGACCGUUACAUUGCGCUGCUGUCCGGAUUCACAGUCCCGCCCGGGUGCAUGAGGACGUGCCUGGUCGCGGUCAAUUCUAAUUCUGUAAAUAAUACCUUCGACGUCGAUUGUGGAGAUGCUGGGGAUGCCGAUUUUCAGAAGUACAAUCUCAGCAGAGGCUCCAUAGCUGGCAUCCUAACGAUUGAUACCGUGGCGGACUAUCUUCCGAGGAGGGGAUCCCUCAAGCAAAGAAGAACAGGUAUUGCAUAUAUAGCAAACGUCGCGGUGCGAAAGGAGGAACGGCGGAAAGGAAUCGCUAAAAUGUUGGUCCAAGAAGCAGAGGCACGGGCAAGGAGUUGGGGAUGCCGGUCCAUGGCAUUGCACUGUGAUGUAAACAACAUAGCUGCCCUACGCCUGUACAAAAAACAAGGCUUCAAAUGCAUCCGUGUACCGGAAGGGGCUAGAUGGCCCGAACCCAAGAUAGCUGAAGGAGUGCGAUACAGCUUCAUGAUGAAGCUAGUGCCCAAGACUUGAGCCGUGUAAGUUCUGAUCAGGAAUUGAAAAAGUUCAUGUUUGUAGAUUCUGCACAGAUGAUAGAUGCAUCAUUCACAUGUACAGCAGUUGGUAUGCAGUCGUGGCUACUUUGUAGGGGUGCAAAUUGGUGACUAUUAGGUGCACCUCCAACCCUUUUUAGUUCAAAGUUUUGUACUAAUUUUUUAAAAUGAGAUCUGAUUUUGGAGAAGUAGUACAAAAUUUUGAACUAAAGAGGGUUGGAGGUGCAUAUAAGGAUCACUAAUUAACACCCUUACUACUUUGUAAAUGGUAUAUAUCAGCUACGUGCUGUUCCAAAGUGGGAAGGGUGGACUAAAAACAUGUUCUCCUGCUCAUGAUUAGUAAAGAGGGAUUGGAUUACCAUAUUAAUUUGGGGUA
This is a messenger RNA of Panicum virgatum (switchgrass), 1340 nucleotides long. RefSeq lists its product as uncharacterized. Bases 96 to 944 code for a protein of 282 amino acids. Gene Ontology annotation, biological process: N-terminal protein amino acid acetylation. Gene Ontology annotation, cellular component: chloroplast. Lineage: Eukaryota; Viridiplantae; Streptophyta; Magnoliopsida; Poales; Poaceae. The transcript is spliced from 4 exons. Gene Ontology annotation, molecular function: N-acetyltransferase activity. The record is from RefSeq and is a predicted model, not a curated record.